Molecule: messenger RNA, 3321 nt
Organism: Osmia lignaria (orchard mason bee)
Lineage: Eukaryota; Metazoa; Arthropoda; Insecta; Hymenoptera; Megachilidae
Gene: Nop17l
Product: PIH1 domain-containing protein Nop17-like
Biological process (GO): axonemal dynein complex assembly
Cellular component (GO): cytoplasm
Source: RefSeq, a predicted model, not a curated record
AUGGACGCGUACGAGGCACGUAAAAAAGAUUGGGAAGAUUUAGAGGUAACCAAGGAGGAGUUGAAGAAUUUAACCGAGUGUCUGAAGAAGGAGGAAUUCCGCAAAUUGUUGAUCGAAUACGCAGAGGAGGUGACUGAUCCGGAGAAUAGGAAGAUUUACGAGAAGGAGAUCACGCAGUUGGAGAAAGAACGGGGCGUCGACGUUACGUUCGUUAACCCAGAACCUGGUUACGUCAUUAAAACAAGCGUAAAUGGAGAGAAGAAAUGUUUCCUGAAUAUCAGUAAAAGCGACAUUGUGGCUCGACCAACCAGCCAACCUUCUUUCGAACAAGGUCAUCGAGGUUUGCAAUGGUCUAUUCCGUAUACGUUGAUACCACCGCGUGACGACCUUGAUAAAAAAAAUGUACGGUGUAUGGUGUUUGACGUGGUCUUUCAUCCGGACACCCUCUACCUUUCCUCAAAGAAUACACAGUUUCGUGAAAUUGUUAAUAACACAGCCAUGGAUGGUGUGGAAAAUAACUUCAAGGUUAAAUUGGACAGAAAGAAUGUCAAGUUUCCAAAGUUGAGUUACAAGGGAGUUUGCCACCCUACAGUGAUCAGAAAACCAUCCAAGGAACCUCCUAAGGAACACAUAGAUAUAGAACCAGAAAUCUAUCAAAAGUUGAUGUCCAGCUAUGAUCAGAGCAGAGAACAGCAACUGAAAUGGGCAGAGGAAAAGCCACAGAGACCUUUGCCAUCUACUACAUACUACAAAGAAAGACUGGAGGAGAAUGAAGACCCAAAUAGCAAAUAUGUUACACCAAAAUUUUCAAUUAAACAUCAGUCUGAUGUAGAGUUGGAAGAUUUUAGUUCUAAUAGAAAUGCAAAUAUGAAUGCUACAAUACCUAAACGAUUGAUCAUUACUAUAGACCUACCCCUACUAAAAACUGCCACUGAUGCUUCCUUAGAUGUUCAAGAACGUUUUCUUAAUGUAAAAAGUGAAAAGCCUGCAAAAUAUUUGCUGGAACUUCCUUUGCCUUAUUGUGUGGAUGCAGACCAUGGCAAUGCCAAGUUUGAUCCAAAAUAUAAAAAAUUAGUUGUGACUCUUCCAGUUAUCCGCUCUGUGGUACCAGUGUCUGAUACCAGAGAAGACAGCGGAGUGGACAGUGACCAUAGCAGUCCUGUACCAAUGCUCUCCAAAGAUACCAUAGGAGAGUCAUUUGAUCACAGUCACAAGAGUAACUCUAUGUCAAAGUUAGUUGAACAGUGUGAAACAGUGCUUGAAACUACAAAACUAGAGGAUAAAAGUGAAAACUCUGAAAAUCUGAGUGACACAGCAUUACGGACUAGUAUAGAGAAUACAGAUACGUUUACUGAUCCUAGCAUUAAGUAUUCUCUACCGACAUUUAUUUCUAAUUUAUACGAAAAUCAAUUAGCAAUUACCAUAAAUGUAAAAAACGUCGAUCCAAAUUCUAUUCGCCAUAAGAUUUUACAAAACAAUUCCGGAGUGCAUGUCUUAUUAACAUCAAUAGGAGCAGGCUUUUAUCCACAGCAUUAUUCGUUAUGUUUAAAAAUAAACGAGGACUCGGUGGAUCCCGAUUCUUUUACGGUUGAUCCGUGGGAUAAUAACGUUGUAUUUUCCAUUAAAUUAACAAACACCGAAAAUUUAGCACGAUACUACGUCGGUGUGACCGAAGAAUUCAUGGAAGAGAAAGAUUUACCCACUGCUCUGUCAUUCCAGAACCGAUUGAAAGAAUUGACGGCAGAAGAAGAUUUUCAAAUAGAUCGAACAAUUGAUGUUCAGGCUGAGGACGACGGUGUCGUUAUAAAUAUCAUUCCAAAUCAAUUGGAUUCCGACGAUGAAGUCGAUCAACAGAGCAUACAAUCUCGAGAAAAUCAAUGUGAUGUAUCAGAAGCCAGAUCUGUUUCAGAAAAUAGCGGAGAUGAAUUGUCAAAUAGCAUCGGUACAAGUACAUUUUCAAAGGGUAUAUUGAAAUCCCGGCGUGCUAAUGUUUUUUCGCGUUCAGUAUCCGAAUCGAGUGCCGACGAAAAUGGAAUGCCCCCAUCGUCCAUCGACUGCCAUUACGGUUCGGCGCAAGAUAUGAAUUCUGAGUCGGAAUGUUCUAGUUUAAAGAAAACAGUACGAUUCAACGAUGUGAUCUCGCGACAGCUGUUCAGAUCUAACUCCAGCAUUCUUGGUCGACGUAAGAAGAACCAACGUAAAUUGCGAAACAAAAAACGCGCUCACGAACGUAGAUUGAGCGAAAGCGAAAACUCUGAGACAGAGGAACGUGAGAAAUAUAAGAUAAAUCAUAAGAACACCGAGUCCUCCGAUACUGUCAAACCUAUACUUAACAAAGAUAAACAAUCGACGAAACAGAAAACUGCCAAUAUCGAGAUAAAGCAAGGGGCUAAUGAUAAUAAUCGUUCCUUGCUGAAAAGGACGUCGAGCGUCGAGGAAGAAAUUGAAAAUGAAAUUCAUUCGGAUAAACAGAUUGAAUCUAAAGAGGCAGUUAAGGCAGAAUUUAAGAACGAUUUGAUAUUCGAUCUCGAUAUGUAGAUUUACCAACGAACUGAAAUGCGUAUGUGAUAUAUAUUUUGAAAUAGGUAUUACUACGGAACAACUCGUAAAGAUGGUUACUAAAAAGCCACAGGGUUUACUUUCAAUUAUGUGAUAAUAUUCUUUUUUUUCUUUUUUUCAAUAAUUAAACAUAAGUGGUUACAAGAUGAAAUCUCAGUCACGAACCGUGAAUCAAUGAAAUUGUACAUUCUUAUUAUUUUAAAUGGCUCGUAGACGUGAGUAAAUAUAGGUUUAGAGAACGUUAAAAGUUUAUAGCACGAUAGCUCAGAAACGUCAAUCUUAUUCUAUUAUAUUUUACCUGAUUUAUUUAUAAAGAUUGCAUAUAAGCAGUCGAUCGAGUGCAGAGAUGGAUGGGAAUCUCUUUAAUAUAUCUCAUACGAUGUAUUGUGUAUUUGAAAAAAUUUCUUAUAGAAAAUCAGAUGGAGGCGAUUUAUGAAAAUUAUUCGUGAAGAAACUUUGCAUAAAAGAUACAACAACACACGCUCUAUUUUAUAGAAUGAAAUUCUUAAAAAAUCAAUUUUUACACACAUUUUAUAGAGAUUAUCGUACGAUCAUUUACCUAGAUUGCACUUAACGAACACAUUCUUCUAAUAAUCGCAAUCAUAUAGUCCGAAUCAUGAUUAGAAAGUGUUGUUUCAUCACGGAGCAAAUUGCGCACUCUUGCUUUUGUAGCGAGGUGUUUGCCAUAUCAAUGUACAGGCAAAACGAUACUAGCGUAUUCCAUGCAACAGAAAAAGGGGGAAUAAAAUGUAAUAAAACGAU